This is a messenger RNA of Hydra vulgaris (swiftwater hydra), 1719 nucleotides long. The record is from RefSeq and is a predicted model, not a curated record. Lineage: Eukaryota; Metazoa; Cnidaria; Hydrozoa; Anthoathecata; Hydridae.
CACUUUUCUUUAAUUUACUGUUACUAAAGCUUUAGUAACAGUAAAUUAAAGAAAAGUGAUAAUAGCAAAAUUUGUUUUAUAAUUUAUAAAAUUUUAAAUAACAUACAGAGACAAAUUAUUCUGUAAAUACCCAUCUGAAAACGAGUAUCAUGUACUAGAAAAUAUGAGUAAAAUGUCAUUUAUACCAGGAGUUUUGUGGAAAGGUUUUGAAAUUAUUUUAAUUAAAAAAAAGCUAUGAACAAGGAUUGCGACGCAUGAUUAGUGCAUGCUCUGAGUUUGUAGUUCAGAGCAGUAAUUUUGAAGAUUUGAACAGUUCAGAAGAAGAAUCUGCUCCUGUUAAAUUAAGCAGCUCUAAGAUUAAAGCAUCUUUGAAAGAUAUAUCUUCAUUUAAAGAGCAUAAUGAAUCCAUUGUUUCUUUUAAAGUAAAGAAAAGGAGAUCGUCAUGCCGUGAUGAAAAAUCUAAUGAUUCUUUGUCCUCAUCUCCUAAAAUAAAGAAAAUAUUGACCUCUAAAUGUAACCCAGCAAAACAAAACCAAAUGAUAAAGAAUUCCAGUAUAUCACAUGAAAACUCCAGGAAAAAUUUAAGCGAAGAUGAAAUAAAUAAAAAACAUCAUAGUAUUGAAAGCAGUGGAGAUAAAGAUAUUUCAAAAGAGUCUUUUGUUUCCUUUGAAGUAAGGAAAAAGCGAUCGUCGUGUUGUGAUGAAGAAUCUAAUGAUUCCUUGUCCUCAUCUCCGAAAAUAAAGAAAAUAUUGAUCUCUAAAUGUAAACCAGUAAAACUAAACCAAAUGAUAAAGAACUCCAGUAUAUCACAUGAAAACUCUAUGAAAAGUAUAAACGAAGAUAAAAUGAAUAAAAAAGGUAGUGCAAUAUGUUUCUUAGUUUUCUUUCUUACAUGUAAAUGUUAUUUUAAUAUUUUUUAAUGAAAUCAUUUCCAGAAUUUUGAUCAUUGCUUUCUCAGUAAAAUUCUGACAAUAUUUUUUUAGAUUUGGAUAAUUUGGAUUUAGUGAUACUAAAUCCAAAUUAUAAGUAUUGUCCUACAUGUGGCUGUGCAGCUAAAGGUCAUGCAUCGAAAGCUAAUCUGGAAUCUGCUAGGAGAAGUGUCGAAUGUCGUGUUAGAGGGGGGGCGAAAAUCACAAGAACGUUGUUUAGUCUUCACAAUUACACAGUUGAUAUUCAAAAGAUAAUGACCGAACAGACAAUUAACAAAUUACCAUUCAACCAUGUAGAAAGCUUCCUUGAUUUUGAUAAUAAAUUGAAGACUGAUUUAGUAAUGAUGCAAAAACUGAAAUGUUUUAUCAUGUUAAAUGUGAAAAGUACAUUAAAACUUUCGGAAAAUUUUUCUUUUAUAAUUCCUAAGAUUAUUUUACCAAAUAUCCAAGUGCUAUUCAGUGCUUUUGGGCGAGAAUCAAACGGUGUAAAAAAGUUAAAUUUCUCUGGUACAGAAACUUACAAAUAUUUGCUAGAAGUAGUUUCAAUGAAAUUUCCUGACAUAAAUGAAAAAGAAAUUUCAAGUCAAAUAAGUCGCUGGUUUUCAGGUGCAAAAGAUAGAGAUGGUGGAAAGAGAUACCGAUUAUUAAAAUAAAAAAAGUCGUGAAGAGCGAAAGGAUAUCGAAAAUGAAGACGAAAUUCUAUAAUUUUAUCUAUUUGUAAUAAUACAAAAAAAAAUUACUUAAAAAGUAUAAAUAAUAUAAUUUUUGUAAUAAAAGAUUGUCUUUUAAA